Miniopterus natalensis is the source of this 2020-nucleotide messenger RNA. Lineage: Eukaryota; Metazoa; Chordata; Mammalia; Chiroptera; Miniopteridae. The record is from RefSeq and is a predicted model, not a curated record.
UGUUUGUGCGCACUCUGGUCGCAGGCUCACCCACCAACCAGGAUCAACCAGGAUUCCGGAAGGGCCCCUCCAUGCGGUAAGUGACACAAACACACACCCGAAACGUGGCACGGGCCACCGCAGGCAGCCUCUGUCCCAUACCCACUUGCCAACUGUGCACUUUGCCAUAAACAUGGGCACACCGCCUUGUGCAAGGAAGUGAGUUUGGAGUCCCUGGGGUAGACCAGGCCGGAUGUGGAGGGUGGAGUUGGAGGGCCUUCCCCCAGGUCUCUUCAUUCCUUUUCCAGGCAAGAUCCCUCAUCAGCCCAGACUGGGCCUCUCCUCCCCAGGCCUCAGGAAGUGGGUCCCAGCAGGAUCAGCCCAGUAGGUCCAGAUGGGUCCUGGGAUCAAGUGGUUCUGUCCUUCAUGUUUCUGGCCUCUGGGCCCAUAUGUUCUGUGCCCUUACUGGACCCAAGGUACCCUCCCGUCCAUCCUUUUACCAGGAGGUGAGGGCUGGACACUAACUCGAUGCAGGAGUAGAAACAGUCACUCCAGGGAGGUUUAGGGUGUUGGGUUCCAGGACUCAUGCUGAGAAGUCUCCAGGAGCCUCCCACCAGCCAGUAAGUCUCUGGCCUGGCUCAGGUUGAGAUGGGUGGCGCUGGGCAUCUCCCUGGUCCUCCCAUGCUAUCCCUGGACUCUGGUUUGCCAGCCUGCCCUCCUCCCUCCUGAGCUGCACCCUGGCUCCUCUUGGCCAGCUGGGGCUGGCUCUAUCACCCCCACUCCGUCUGACAUAAGAGAAAAAUGGUCGAUUGAUGAGUAGGGUUGUGUGUGUGGGGGGGGAGGGGGGGUCACCCAGCCCUGGAGUGAAUCAGGAUGGAGUGAUUGAGCCAGGAGAGGGAGACUCCCGACAUUAGGAGGUAUUCCCUGCCAUGUCUCUACACAUAGCCCCUUCUGGACUUAGAGAAGUCUCCCGGCUCCCUUGCCUGGGCACUGCCCAUAACAUUCCAAACGCUUCUCCAAGAGAUGCAGCCCCUGGGAGCACUACCCGCUGGCAGAGUGAUGCCUCACAACUCCAGCCACAGGGAAGGCAUGGUCCAUGUAGAUGAGACCUGGAAAGGGCAGGACAGGGACAGGGAAGGAGUGUGGAUAGGUGAAAGGGGAGGCCUGGCCCAAAAUACCUCCUCUCCAUUCCCCUCUGAGCCUCCAGGGGCUUCAGGCAGCAUCAUCCCUGUGUACUGUGCCCUCCUGGCUACUGUGGUCCUCGGUCUGCUUGCCUAUGUGGCCUUCAAGUGCUGGCGCUCACAUAAACAAAGACAGCAGCUGGCCAAAGCUCGGACUGCAGAGCUGGGGGCCCUCGACAAGGACCAGACACACAGGGAGAGCAGUGUCUUCCAGGACUCUCCUAGCAGUCUGGAGUCCUGUGUCCCCAGCCAGGGGCCACAUCCGGAGCUUGGCUGCCGUCUUUACCUUCAUCUCCCUCGACAGCAGCAAGAGGAAGUGGAGCGGCUCCUGGGAGUGUCAGGCGAACCUGAAAAGGGCUGGCAGGGCCUGGCAGGCCGUCUGGGCUACCAGGCUGAGGCUGUGGAGACCAUGGCCCGGGGCCAGGUGCCAGCCUACACUCUGCUGAGGGACUGGGCUGUCCAAGAAGGCAGCGGUGCGACACUCAGGGUGCUAGAGGACGCCCUGGCUGCCAUGGGUCGUGAAGAUGUGGUCCAGGUCCUGGGCCUCCCGCCUGAGGACUGCUCUGUGGUGUGAGUGAUGCCUCCACAGCCUCACCUCUCAGGGUACUUACUGCUCUGGUGCUCCCGACCACGCCUUCCCUUUCAUGGGCUCCUUGGCAUUGGUGGGCUUAGCCUGCUCUGUUCUGGUGGGACACAAAGUCCAGCCACUAUUCAUCUUCCCUUGCCCUCCCUGCCUCUGAGACAGAGACCAGGAUAUGGGGGGAGGUGGCAGUAAGGAAUGGGUCUGCUCUCCUUCCUUUGCCUUAAUUGGUUUUUUUCUACUUUUGUAUUCCAUAUUAAAGGAACUUUGGGUUACUGUA